Molecule: messenger RNA, 1250 nt
Organism: Pelagomonas calceolata
Lineage: Eukaryota; Pelagophyceae; Pelagomonadales; Pelagomonadaceae
Source: the annotation of a GenBank genome assembly
AUGCCCCUCACGCUGCGCGUCCGCAGCCCACAGGGCAUGUGGCGCCUCACAGUCCCGGACGCCACAACCACAAUUCAAGCAGUAAAAACCCAGAUCGAGCGCGAGAAGCAGGUCGCCGUCGACACGCAAAAGCUCACGAGCGAUCCGCAAGGUACCCAGGAGCUCGACGACGGCUCGCGCCUCGACGCCGCGGGCCUCGGCGCGAACGGGUCUAUUAUCUAUCUGUCCGAAAAGGAGAUUGUCGAGCCACCGAGAGCGCCGACGCCUCCGCCGCCCGCGCCGCCGCCGCCAAAUCCGCUCGCGGCGGCGGGCCGCAACGUCCUGGCCGGCAACGACAAUGGCAUGAGCGCCGAGGACCAGGCGGCCAUCGCCGCGGCUUUAGCGGAGGACGACGCGCCGGCGUCGCCUGAAGUGAGACGCCCGGACGCGACGCAGAGCCCCGAAGCAUUGGUGGGGCCGCCGUCGAGCGUCGGCGGGCUGCUGGAAGGGCUGAUGAACGCGCCCGGCGGCGCCGCGGCCCUCGCGCACGCAUUUCAAGCGCGCCAGAACGCCCAGCGGGCCGCAAGGGACGACAUCUACGAUAGCGACGACGAGGACCGCGACGUCGCGCGGCGGCUCCAGGACGACUACGACGAGGAGGAGGACGACGACGAUGAAGCUCUGGCGCGGCGCUUGCAAGACGGCGACGAAGAGGGCGACGCGCGCCUCGCGCGGCGCCUCGCGGGCCAGCGCGGCAGUUCGGUCAACGACGGCGACGCGGUCCUCGCGGCCUUUUUGGGCGGCGGCGGGCCGCCUCCAUUAGAACGGCGCCUGUCGACGGGCGAGGACGACCCGGCUUUGCAACGCGCGCUGCUCCAGUCGACGCGGCCCCAGCAAUCGGCCUUCGCGGCGGGCGUCGACGCGCAGCUCGAGCGCGCGCUCGCGGCGUCGCGCGCCGAGGCCGGCCUCGCGGCGACGGAGCGCUGGGACGCGCCCGGGCCGGCGUCGCCGGGCGGCGCCGACGACGACGACGCCGCGCUGCAGGCGGCGCUGCUCGAGAGCGCGCCGCCCCAGCAGUCCGAGGAGGAGCGCCAGAUCGCCGAGGCUAUCCGGCUGUCGGCGCUCGAGGCCGCGCCCGAGGAGGUCCUGAUGACGGACGCCGCGGCGACGGGGGCCCGGCGGCUGAACCGGCGCCGCGGCAGCAGCGACCCCGACGAGCGUAUGACGAGCGGCUCGGGUUCGCGCAAGACGGAUUAACUGUAUGUAAUACA